This is a messenger RNA of Drosophila gunungcola (fruit fly), 12797 nucleotides long. RefSeq names its product cytoplasmic dynein 2 heavy chain 1 (gene btv). The transcript has 25 exons. Lineage: Eukaryota; Metazoa; Arthropoda; Insecta; Diptera; Drosophilidae. Gene Ontology annotation, cellular component: dynein complex. The record is from RefSeq and is a predicted model, not a curated record. The coding region runs from base 51 to 12743 and encodes 4230 amino acids. Gene Ontology annotation, biological process: microtubule-based movement. Gene Ontology annotation, molecular function: ATP binding; minus-end-directed microtubule motor activity; dynein intermediate chain binding.
GAAAACUGAAAGUUCAAGAGAGGCGUUGGAUGCGCAAAAUCUAAUUCAAGAUGAGCCAGCGCACUAAAUUCAUAAUAAAUACUUCAGUGGAGUACUUCUCGGCCCGUUUGCCGGGUGCAGAGUUAGACGAACAAACGGCCAUGAUUCUGGAGUUUCUGGAACAGGAGGAGCACACGGUCAUCUCGGCAGUGCACAGUAAAUCUGAUGGCAAAAUCCGAUUCCACCACCGCAUACCGAACGAGGAGCUCUGCCUGCUCUUCUACAAGGUGCCGCAGGUGGGGCAGAAUCACAGGCAAGGUGGUGAGCCGCUGCUGGGCAUUUUAACCCUGGAAGGGGGCCUGGUCAAGUCGAUUUACAACUCCGUUUCUCGGGUCUUCUCGCCCUCAGCCAACUCGGCCCAGCGCAGCGAAUAUGGGCCCGAGUUGAGUGGAAUUCUGGAGAACUUGCACCAGAACCUGGGAUCUAGCUUGGGUUUACCACAGAGCGGCAUUACAAGUCUGCGAGAAGAGAUAAAAUAUUGGAAGCAAAAACUGGGCCAAAAGUCCAGUUCCCGUUUGGACCGCGAGGCAGCACAAGUGUUUAUAGGCGUGCUGGAAAAUAUCGAAAAACAAAUCAGCACUAUUGAUGGGGCCAAUCCGAGUGGUACGAUUGAGGAUUUCCUCGACCAUGCCCACAACAAUCUGGACGAAUUGUGGCGCCUGCCCUACAAUUAUCCGCAGCAGAGGAUGACUGAUCUGCUGGACAUCAUUGGCAAGAGGCUGUUGGAGGUCUGUUUGACCCAGUUGCUGGCCGAGGACAUCUGGAGUCUGAACUCGAGCCACGUCAACAAUCUAAUGGGCCAGAGUAUCGACACGGUGGACGCGUGGAUCCAGCUCUGCGACUCACUCACACGCCUCUUUUGGCCAAAUUACGUGAAGCAUCCGUGGCUGGGUGAUCCACACCUGCCCAAAAGGGGGCAACAAUUUAAGGAGAGACUCAGCGAGAUCCGGAGCAUCAAGCAGUUAUAUAAGCAGAUUGCCACCUUGCUCGACGAUGUCGAACUGCAGGAAAUGUUCCAGGAGCAGGCUCCUUUCACGGACUUUAACAUCUUCGACACAUCCUCGCUGGGGCAGGCAAAGUGGCACAAGGCUCUGCAGCACUUUGAGCUGGUCCUGCAGCCGAUUGACGAGCGAAUAGCUGCCGCUCUCAAGGCUCAGUUGCAUAACCACCUGAGCAAUCCGCGGCAGGUGAUCUUCAUCUUCUCCAAGUACGAGACUCUCAUCCAGAGGCCAGCUGUCCUGGAACUGCUGACCAUCGAGAGGGAACAGUUCCUGCAGUCGCUGCACAUCCUCCUGCAGGACUUGCGCAAGGCAAUGGUUGACUCGAACAUGGAACCGGACACGGGUCACUUGUCGGUGAUCUGCAACGAGUGCCGCUGGCUGAAGGUGGUGCAGCACCAGAUCCAGGAGAUCGAGAAGGUCAGCCAUUUGAUAAGUGGACGCGAGGGAUUCGACAAGAUCAACAAGGCGGUGCAGGAAAUCAAGGAGGAAACGGAGUCCUUGCUGCGCACAAACUUUGAAAUUUGGUCAGGGCAGUGUUCGACGGCUGUGAAAAGUGGCGAGCUAAGACUUCGCGACGAUCAGGCGGUUGUGAAGUUCGAAAAGGAGGGUCGCCAGCUGAUGCGCGUGACCUUUAACCCCAAGCUGGUUACCUUCUGCCAGGAUGUGCGGGAAUUCGAGAAUCUUGGCUACAAUGUUCCCCUGGAACUGCGAGCAGCUGCCACCCACGCAGCCAAAUAUAUGUGCUAUGCCCGAAGACUGCAGCAGAUCGCCACUUUUCACAACACAAUUGGGGAUCGGAUGAUUCCCUGCCAGCGCCCCAUUAUGCUGAAGAAUGCCUUGGAGCUGCAGCGUUUGGUCCAGAGCGAAACAGUUGCCUGGCAGGACGAAUCCUCAGUCCAGCGCUACGUCGAUAUCCUGCAGGCAGCCGUCUCCAAACUCUCCACGGAUAAUACAUUGCUGGUGGGAUAUCAUGAGCAGGCCAAGAGAACGGUCAUGAAACUCAUGUCCACCGAUCUGUUUACCCAAAACCAAAUCUGGAAAGAUGAGCUGCGACAUCUGCGUGAACUGGUGGCCACUUUGGAACGACAGGGCUACACCCAUUUGGAUGCCUUCAAGUUGCACUGGGAUCACCAGUUGUACAAAGUGCUGGAAUACCAGUACAUCUUCGGGUUACUCGACAUGAACAACAAGCUGCCGGACAUACAUGUAAAGCUGAUUUUGCGACAGAGAGAACUUGUCUACAGUCCGCCAGAGGAGGAAAUUCGGGACUUGUACUUCAGUCAGCUGAGACGCUUUAUCGAGAGACCCUGUAAUUUCCAUGGUCUGUCGGAGCACAGUCAAGAGCUCUUCAAAUCGAUGGUCACUGUGAAUCGUCAUCACUUUGGACCACUUUACCAAAGGGCAGCCGAGCUGUUUGACAAGCUGGAGGACUUCAAGACCAUUUGGCUGCCCUGGAUCGCUUUGGGUUGUGUGGAUGUGGAGCAACUGUGUGGGAUUCACUUGAAUGAAGCCCCUGAUUGGGAUCGUAACUUUAGAACCUGCAAACACUUCAGUCAGCAGUUGGCGAAACUUCAGCAGGCCGAGGAAUCCAUCGAUUGCAUAGUGAUCAAUGUACUGCCUUUAAGAUCGGAUAUAGAACUCAUUAGCCGACGCUAUUGGGAGGCUCUGGCCAAUAGCUUACGAACGGCUAUCCUCACGGAUGUGAGUUUAAUUCAGGAAUUCCUGCAGAGUGCCCUGCAGUUCCUGCAAAACGUUCCCAUGGACGAGGGCAGCAUCAGUCAGUCGGGCAUGAAGUACGAAAAGAUAAUGACUGAGCUGCCGCGGAUCGAGAAAACGUUGGAGGCGGUGAGGGAAAAGGAUGCCUGUCUGGCAGGCUGGUGCAAGGAAAGAGUGACCGCCCUGUCGGCAAUCCUGCAGCAGUGGGAGCAGCUACAGCCGUUGCUGGAGAACCAUGCAGUGAUCCUGCAGCGACAGGUGGACAUGAUCAAAAACCAGGCGGAGACACAGCUGCAAAAUCUGAAGAACGAGGCAGAGAAAUUCCUACUCAGGUGGGAGUCCACCAUAGCCGAACUGGAGGCCAACGAGCACUCCACUCUGGAGGUUUUCAAGGAGCGCCGCCUUCACUGGCAGCAAUUGCAGGAGAAGAAGAAACAACUGCUGGAGGAGUGCUCCAAAUUUAACAUGGAAUUUCCAUCGGCAAUGCUGAUUCCCUUUACAGAAAUCGAAGAGCAGAUGGAGCAGCAAUCGAAACAGUGGCAGGUGUAUGAUGGUUUCCUCAGCGAUCUCCAGCCAAUUCUGCAGGAGGAGUGGGCCAUUUACCGGCGUCGUCCGUAUGUCUUGAACGAAUUCAUUGGCAAGUGGGAGGGAUCCGUCCAUGCCUCGAUUGAUCUGCCCUCCAAGCGAAUCCGUCAGCAGGUGGAGCGACUUCAAUCGGCUCUGCCAAUCCUGCAACAGCUGCAGUCGGACUCCCUGAGUGAACGCCACUGGGCCAGGAUACUGCAGCUCCUCAAUCACAAGAGCCCCAAGCCACUGCACUCUAUAAUCCUCCAGGACAUCCUGGAGGACUUUGAUGCCCUGCAAUCGGCCGGCCAAGAGAUCGGCAGUAUUGUCAGACAGGCUUCGAGCGAACAGAUUGUGAGACAGGCCCUGGUCGAGCUCGAUCAGUGGUCAGUCACGGCCCAGUUGAAACUGAUCACCAGGACGGAUGCCUCGGGCCAGAGUGUCUCCCUGAUCAAGGACUACCAGGAAGUGCUCAAUAAGAUCGGGGACAAUCAGUCGCUGUUGCAGUCCGCCAAGAACUCGGCCGCCUUCGACAGCUUUUCGGAUCAGGCAGAGCUUUGGGAGAGUCGCCUGAACACGUUGGAUGCCCUUCUUAGCAGCUUAAAUCACUCACAGAGGCGUUGGGUUUACUUGGAGCCUGUCUUCGGAUCCGGAACCCUGCAACAGGAGCAGGCACUGUUCAAGCGCAUCGACAAGGACUUUCGAUUCGUGAUGCGGGAAAUCGAGAUGGAUCCGCGGGUCACUUCGCUGACGAAGAUAAACAACAUCAGCACCAUUGUCAAUGCCCUGGAGACCCAAUUGGCCAGGUGCCAGCAGAACCUGAUGAGCUACAUAACCGACAAGCGCAACUCCUUUCCCCGCUUCUACUUCCUGGGCGACGAUGAUCUGCUCGAGUUGCUGGGACAGGCCAGCAAGGAUGCGGAUGUCAUCCAGCGGCACAUCCGCAAACUUUUCCCGGGCUGCCACAGCCUCAGCAUCCGACAGUCGGCCCCUAAUCUUGCCACAUCCUCCGAUACCAAUCAGUAUAGCAUCGUGGCCAUGCACAGUGCCGAGGGCGAUGAGCUCAGGCUAAGCCAGCCCGUCGAGAUGAAAGGCGACAUCGAGCGCUGGCUGAAUCAACUGGUCACAGUGGUGCAGGAUACACUGCGCGAUCAGAUCUACGAGUGCUACACCAGCACCACCGGCGGCAGUGAUAACCUCAGCGAGAAGAUCCUCAAAAACCAUGCCAGCCAGGUGCUGGCCACAGCCAGAGCCCUGCACUUCACCCGCCAGACGGAGCAGGCCAUCGGCGGCAUGUCCUUGGGGAAACUGCACCAACAGCUGAAGGAUGAGAUCACCCAUUUGGCCGCCCUGAAACACAAAUCCCAAAGUGGAACCCUGAUAAGUCUCAAGCUUAGAGCCCUUCUCCUCGACUUAGUGCACUACUCCGGGGUGGUGGAGCAGCUCCAGAAACACAGCGUGGUCCACACCAGCGACUGGCACUGGCUGUGUCAACUCAGAUAUUACCUGGGAAAAGUGGGCGGCACAUCAUCGAGCACAUCGGGUGGCGUUAAUGCCAAUACCAAUCGACAAGUUUGCGUGCGCAUGGUUUAUGCCGAAUUUGAAUACGCCUACGAGUUCCUGGGCCAGGCCAGCAAGUUGGUCCACACGCGGCUCACCCACCGCUGCUAUCUCAUCCUCACCCAGGCCAUGCACAUGGGCCUGGGCGGUAAUCCCUUUGGCCCGGCUGGCACCGGAAAGACCGAGUGCGUCAAGGCCCUGGGGGCGAUGCUGGGACGCUUGGUGUUGGUUUUCAAUUGCGACGAGAAUGUGGACACCGAGUCCAUGAGCCUCAUCCUCACUGGCCUGGCCCGCUGCGGGGCUUGGGGCUGCUUUGACGAGUUCAACCGGCUGCAGGAGGCCACCCUGUCGUCCAUCUCCAUGCUGAUCCAGCCCAUCCAGAGCGCCCUGAAGGAGCGGGCAAACAGCGUCCAGAUUGGCGAGCGACAGGUUCAACUCAACCAGCACUGUGGCAUUUUUGUCACCUUGAAUCCGGCCGGAGCCGAGUACGGUGGUCGCCAGAAGCUGCCCGGCAACAUCCAGGCUCUAUUCCGGCCCAUUGUGAUGCAGCAGCCGGAGCCUGGUGAAAUCGCCCGGGUUAUGCUCUUCGUGGAGGGCUUUUCCGAGGCCUCGUCCAUUGCAUCCCGCAUCGUGGAGCUAUUCGAUUUGUGCGGCAAAAUGCUAUCUGCCCAGCGGCAUUACGACUGGGGACUGCGGGAGCUGAAGACAGUGCUCCUGAUGUGCGGCGAGGGUUUGAGGGGGCAAUUAACCAGUGAGCCGGAGAACACGCAGGCCAACGAGGAGAUGUCGGUGGUGGUGCGAUGCCUGCGCUCCUCCACCAUGUCCAAGCUGGCCCCUCAUGAUGUCAGUCGAUUCGAGAUGCUGCUGCGGAAUGUUUUCCCGGAGAUUGGCAGUUUGAGGGCGCCAGAAACGCUGCUCCAUCAAUCUCUAUCCGCCGCUUUUGCCCAACUGGGACUCUGUCGCAGCGAGAGGCAAAUUGAAAAGGCUUUGCAACUGCACGAACAGCUCCAAAAGCGGAUGGGAGUGGUGCUGGUGGGACCGCCAGGAUGUGGCAAGUCCACCGUCAUGGCCCUCCUCAAGCAGGCUCUGAGUGGUGGGUGCCAACUGAGAGUGCACACCAUCAGUCCCAAGUCCAUGAGUCGCGUCCAGUUGCUGGGACGGCUGGAUGCCGACACGCGUCAGUGGCAGGACGGAGUACUCACCCACACAGCGGUGGUCGUCAACCAGGAGCCAUCCCAAGUCCACUCGUGGAUCGUCUGCGAUGGCAGCAUAGAUCCCGAAUGGAUAGAGGCACUCAACUCGGUUCUGGACGAUAACAAGCUUUUGACCUUGCCAUCGGGCUGGAGGAUACAAUUCGGCAGCAAUGUCAACUUUAUUUUUGAAACAGACGAUGUGCGGCAUGCCUCACCGGCCACCAUUUCCAGAAUGGGUAUUGUCAACAUGAGCUUUGACUACUUUCCGGCCAAGGAGAUGCUUAAACAUGAGCUAUCGAAGGAACCCUAUGGCGAUCUGUUGGAGAACUAUGUGGAUGGUAAUUUUCAAUAUGCUGUGGAUUGGCUGGAGAGUCAACUUUUGUUAAAUCAUCUACCUGGUAUAAACCGUGCCCACAUCCUACGCUCACUGGUGCUACAACUCCAUGGCUCCCAGUCUCUGGAGGAAUACGGAGCAGCCACCCUUAGGGCAUUCUUUGGUUAUACGCCCAACGAUCGGCAGCGGGAGUUUGCCCAAAUGGUAUUGAAACGCGCCAAUCUCUACAUAGGCAAUCCCAGCUACGCUGAGCUUACCUACUAUGAUAGUCGUAGACAUUCCCUUGAACAAUAUCCAGUGGAUGCAAUGGAGAUACCUGAGAAGGGCUCUCAACUAAUAAUUACAUCCUACAUGAAAUCGUACUUGGACACACUGGAAUUUCUGCUGAAAACUCAGCAGCCCUUUAUGUUGAUAGGUCCCAGUGGCGCGGGAAAAACCCUGUUGCUCCAGAGAGCAGUGCUGGAAAACUCUGGCUACCAGUUGGCCACCAUUAACUGUUCCACUCAACUAACACCCAGUUACAUUUUGCACACUUUGAGGACGCACUGCGUCACAGUGAGCGGCAUCAAGGGACGGGAGUACCGACCAAAACAGGCGAGACUAGUGCUCUUUAUGAAGAACUUGGACCUCUGCCAGCAGGAUUCCUGGGGAGCCUGCGAAGUGGUGGAGCUGCUGCUCCAACUGGCGCAAAGAGGAGGCUUUUACGCCGAGAAUCUGGAAUGGAUUGGCGUUAGCGGGCUGCAAAUAUGCGCCUCCAUUAGCGGAAACACCGGAAAAAUCGCACCGCGCUACUUUGCCAUCAAUCAGUUUGUGCGAGUCUCACGACCCACCAGCCAGGAUAUGCUGGAAAUCGUGCAACGGCGAUUGGAACCGCUUCUGGGCGAGCACUUCAGGGGUUUGGCCCAUCGAGGAGGAUCGGGGGUCAAUUUGCAGCACGUCAGCGAGAGCCUGAUGGAGUGCUUUGAGAAGCUGCAGGCGACUUUCACAGCCACGGGAGGCAGGCAGGCACACUACCAGUUCAGCCCCAAAUGCAUCAUGAAGCUGCUGGACGCCCUCGUCUUUUAUCCAGUUACUGAUUUCAACGAGGCACUCUACUGCGAGCUUUUAGGCAUGUUCCGCGACAGAUUAAUUAGCGAAGAGCAUGUACAGCAAUUCGAGGCGAUAUUCAAGCAAACGAUGCGCAAAUAUUACGGCAAGGAGAAAGUUUUUUUCGUGCCCAAAUCGCCGAAGUCGCGGGCUCAAUUGCAUUGCCUAACUCACGACGAAUGGCUGGAGGAAGUUCAGAGACAGAUGAUCAUUUGCAAUACCGAAAGCUACAGCCUUUCGGCUCCCAUCACAGAAGAACUGCUGAACAACACUGCUAGAAUAGCCAGAGUUCUAUCGCGAACCGAUGCCCACAUGCUUAUUUUGGCGCAAUCUGGUGGAAGACACCUGGAUGCCAUAUACACGGCGGCCACUUUGCAGGAGGCCAAGGUGCUAACUCUGCAAGGAGGAUCCUCCUACGAUCUCUCCGAGUUCUACAACGAUCUUAAAGUGGCCAUGCAGACGGCUGCCCUGGAGCAGCAGAUGAGCUACCUGCUCAUCGAACACUGCUGGCUGACUUAUGUGCCGGAUAUUUUGAAACCCAUCGAAGCCCUGCUCGAAGGAAGCGAAAUCCUAGAGCUUUUUGGCGAUGAUCUUGAGGCGGUGGCCAGUACGCUUAAGCAGGCGGCACAGCUGGAGGGAUACCAGGAAUCUCUGGGAACAUACUUCAUGAAACGUGCCCGUGAAAAUCUGCACAUCAUUCUAGUUCUGGAUCCGAGUAGUUCCAAUGUGCAGGACUACUUCAACAAUUUCCCUGCCCUGCAUCGUCAGAUGGAUUUGCUGUAUGUUAGAACUGAAUCCAGGGAAACCUUAGCCAAUCUGCCAAAACAAUACAUCGAAUUGCUAAACGAUACGGUGGCAGGCGGCGGAAGUGGGCGUGGCAAGGUGCCCGCCUGCAGUCAUUUUGCUGAUAUAUCGGAUGAACUUCCCCCAGAUCAGCCAUCGCAAAGAUAUUACCAACUAAUUCGCAGCUAUUUCCACAUGUACAGCAAUGCAGCCCAUGAAAUCGAUCAGAGAUUGGGCAAACUGCAAAUGGGAGUGGACAAAUUGGCCUCGGCUCACGCCCUAGUCGAUACUCUAAAGUCCAAUGCAGCAGCUCAGGAGCAAGCGUUGGGCGAAAAGCGAGAGCUGGCCAAUGAAGCUCUGGAAAUGAUUUCAUCCACGAUGAGGAAUGCGAACGAACAGAAAUCCAGCAUGCUGGAACUGAAACAACAGACGCAAAAGAGCAGCGAGCAAUUGAAAGUAAGGCAGAAGGAAAUCCAACAGGAAUUGGCUGAAGUGGAUCCAAUUUUGGCGGAGGCCAGCAAUGCAGUGGGUCAAAUCAAGUCGGAAGCUCUGUCCGAAAUCAGAUCUUUGCGUGCUCCUCCAGAGGCUGUGAGGGACAUCUUGGAGGGUGUGCUGCGGCUGAUGGGCAUACGAGACACUUCCUGGAACAGCAUGAAGACGUUUCUGGCCAAGAGGGGUGUGAAAGAGGACAUAAGAUCCUUGGAUCCGGCUCGAAUCAGUCCGGAAAACUGCGAGGCCGUGGAACGAUUACUCCUGGCCAAGGGCGAUUCCUACGAGUCGAAAAACGCGAAACGAGCCUCGGCAGCAGCCGCUCCCUUGGCCGCUUGGGUGCAGGCCAGUGUUCGCUAUUCCCGGGUGAUCCAGAGCAUCAAGCCCCUCGAAAGGGAACAGAACGAAUUGCAGAAGAAUCUCAGUGCGGCGGAGGACGAAAUGCAGGAGUUGGCCAGUGGACUGGACGAUGUGGACAAAAGGGUCAAGCAGCUGUCGGCCAAGUUGCAGACUUACACCCAAGAGGCAGCGGUGCUGGAGCUGAAGCUUCAGGAGGCCAGUGGCACUCUGCAGGCAGCAGAGCUCUUAGUGGGCAAACUUAGUGCGGAGUAUGCCACCUGGAGUGAUCAGUUGGCGGAGCUGAAGAAGGCCCACAAAACACUGGAUGGUAAGACCCUUUUGAUAGCCAUGGCUGUUAAUUACUAUGCGGGAUUGGGCCUGGAACAGAGAAGCUCUUCGCUCAAACGUCUGGCGGAGGACUUUCAUCUGCCCACCAACUUCGAUCUUCGUGGAUCACUGCUCACGGAACAACAGCAGAUUAUCUGGGAGAGUCAGGGUCUAGCACGCGAUGCCCAGAUCAUCGAGAGUGCUGCUCUUCUCAGGGAAAUACUAUCUCUACCCUAUGGAACCUGUCCCAUUCCCCUGCUUUUGGAUCCCACACAAACAGCAGCCGAGUGGUUGAUGGCCCAUCUCAAGGGAAGCGGAAGAGCCUGCGAACUGACUACCCAUGGAAACGAAAGACUAUCCUAUCAGCUGGAGCUGGCUGUUCGUUUUGGAAAGACUCUUCUGGUAACCGACUGCGAGCAACUACGUCCCCCGAUCCUUCAGCUGCUCCAGGGUCACGUUUAUGUGAGAUUCAACAAGCGACAACUAGCCAUUGGCUCAAAAUUGGUGGAUCUCCACGAGAGUUUCCAACUGGUUUUGAUCAGCAAAUCCGAUCGUCUGCAUUUACCCGAAGAGCAAAGGAGUCAACUAAACCUCCUGAGGUUCACGGUCACAGCAGCUGGCCUGGCCGAUCAACUCAUGUCCAAGGCGAUUGUCUUACAAAAUGCGGAGUUGGAGCAGCAGAGGAUAGAGCUGCUACAAAAAGAGGGAGAUCUGCUCAAGCAGCGAAUGGAAAUGCAGGACAAGCUGCUCGAACAGCUCUCCAAAUCGGAGGGAGAUAUCCUACGAAAUGAGCAACUUUUGGCCAGUUUGAAUGAGGUGAAACAAAGCAGCGCUCAAAUAGACGAGGCCCUUAAACAAAGUGGAAAAAUUAGAGAAACUCUACUAGCACAAUUCGGUUCCUUGAGGGAACUUUGUGCCAAGGCCUCGGCCUUUUAUGCUGGUCUCACUCAAGGCUAUGAGUUAUCCGCCUUAGUUUACAUAGAACUGUUUCUGGGGGCACUCUCCAAAAAUCAUCGAGACGAGUCAAAGAUCUACGAGUUUCUGGUGAGAAGUGUUUACAUGAAUUUGGCAAGAGCCACUGCCAGAGAUGGUCAGCUUUCCCUAUCACUGUGGGUGUGUCAUCAGGCAUAUCCCGAUAAAUUGAGCCCCAAGGAGUGGGAGUUGUUCGUGAACAAUUUUAUGGGAUCAUCAGAUGGCAGCAUGCUCUUAGGCCAGCUGGGAAAACUGCCCGAUUGCAUGGGCAAGGAAGCCCAAUUGAAGCUGGCCAUGUUGCUGCAGUCCUUUCCGGAUCUACGAAGCAAACUGCAGUUGGACAAGGACUAUAUCUGGCGAGGAUUCAUCGAGGCUCAAGCGGACGAUGUGCUGCCUGCCUUGGGCUCCAGUUUCCAGCGCAUACUAAUUGCUCAGAUAUUCCGACCCGACUUGAUGCUGCAUCAACUGCGAAAAGUGAGCAGUGAUCUGCUGGGAAUAUCCCCAGAUGCCUCUACACAACCUUCUGUGGAGCAGUUGCUGCAGCAAAGCAGCUGUGAUCGCCCCAUCUUGAUGAUUAGUCAGGCGGAAAAUGAUCCCACCACUGAGCUGAGAAAGUGGGCCAAUCAAAAGUACAGGGAAAUGGCCAUUGGCAAAGGUGCUGAGAAGAGAGUUCUUGCCGAAAUGCGACAGGCUGCCAUAGAUGGCCACUGGUUGUGUGUUAAGAACGUUCACUUGGUGCCGGAAUUUCUGGCCCAAGUGGAAAGGGAACUGAGUAAGAUUCAAAAGUCCAAGGACUUUCGAUUGUGGCUGCUGUGCGAGUCCACCGAAGGAUUUUCCGAGUCCGCAGUCUUUAAGUGCCUUAAAGUGCGCUAUGAACAGCCCAAGGGACUCAAGCAGAUUGUUAUGCGUUUGCUCCAGAACCACGCAGCUGAGCAAGAGCAGAGCUUCAAGAACCAACCGAAGAGUCUCAAGAUGCGACUGGUUUAUUUCAUUCUAACCGCAGUGCUCCAACAAAGACGGCAAUUCAUUCCCCAAGGUUGGUCCAAAUACUACGAAUUCGGCGAGGCGGAUCUCAAGGCGGCUUUGGGUAUUCUUAAAUGGAUGGAUCAGCAGUUAAAUUCCGGAAAAUGUGAUUGGUUGCUAUUGCAACGACUGAGUGAAGCACUAGCUUUUGGUGGAAGAGUUAACAACCUGAGGGACUUGGAGAUACUGAGGACCUAUCUAAAUCAGUUCUGUUCAGCGGAUGUCUUGAGCAAUCGCUGGUCUCCUCUAGGAUUAUCCCUAUCCAUACCCACUAGUGGCCAGCUGCAGGACUAUUAUGCAGCAUUGGAAAAGCUUCCCGAACUGGAUGAGCCCAGUAUGUAUGGUUUGGCCAAUCAGGCCCAACAACAGCGCGAAAUUGAGCAGGCAAAAAGAGUUAUCAAGGAACUGCGGGGUCUUCACUAUGGCAGAGGAUCAACUGGAGACUCAGGAGGAUCGGAAGAUACCAAAGAUCAGCUCACUGAUCGUCAGAAGCUCGAACAGCAAAUUAAACCCCUGCUGAAUUUGUGGAGAAAACUAGCCGGGUCCUGUACGAUAAUGCAAACUGUUAAGGAGGCGAAAUCGGGAGAAUCACCCUGGGCACUGUUUGUGCUGGCCGAAUUGAAAGUGGGUGCCGAUCUCUAUGGCAUUGUGCACCACACUCUGUCGCAGAUGCAUGCCUGGCUCAAGGACUCGCAGGAUGUGGAUGGCAGUACUCUGAGAGCCCUGGCAGAACAGCAGAUUCCUGCCAGUUGGCUGAAACAAUGGAGUGGACCUGGCAGCAGCAGUGCCGUGGAUUUUUUGAGAGCUCUAAUUGUUCGCGCCCAGGCUGCCGAGCUGCGAUUUCGGGAGCAACUGGCUCUGGAGUUUGGCGAUGAAAUCAAUCUGAUCCAAGUGUUCAACUGUGAGAACCUUUUGGCCUGCUUGAAGUUGCUGCAGUCACAAAAGUUGGCCGUUUCCACCGAACGUCUGGAGCUCCAGACUUGUGGGCCACUUAAUUCGAAUGGAGAUUGUAGUGGUGUAACUGUCAAACUAGCGCCUUUAAAGAUUGAUGGCGCAAAGAGUGGAAUGGACAAAUCGAACCCCUUUUACAUCAGCUACAAAAUAAAGGAAGAGGCUAAUACUGCGAGUGCCAUUUCUUCGAAAUAUGGAAAAAAUUCCUUGUAUUUUACGCAGAGAAACGAAUCGAAUCCCAAGUUGCCCCUUUAUUCGCGGAGCAGUCGGGACAAGUUAAUAUGCCAUCUAAGUGUUGAUAACGUGACGGGCACUUCGGAACAGAUUCUUUUAGCUGGCACCGCGCUGAUCGUCGAGGAUUACUAGAAAACAAGCAAUACGAAUUACCAAACAUAUUUAUAUCUAUAAAACUCAUUUAUA